Messenger RNA from Annulohypoxylon truncatum, 1654 nucleotides. RefSeq lists its product as uncharacterized. The record is from RefSeq and is a predicted model, not a curated record. The transcript is spliced from 2 exons. The coding region runs from base 209 to 1411 and encodes 400 amino acids. Lineage: Eukaryota; Fungi; Ascomycota; Sordariomycetes; Xylariales; Hypoxylaceae.
AAACAACGAUGUUAUUGAGCGAACUCUGAAAUUUUCUCGCCUGAGAAAUACGCUACUAGUCCUCUUAGCAGACCAGAUUUUGAAACUUCUAGACGCUCUUACUACCCAAGAGCUCCUAAUAUCGCUCACAAACACUUCUGCUAAGGCGCCGGCUAGCGCGCUAGCUCAAAUCCCAAGGAGAACUUCCCGCAGAAGGGAACGAGAAGUGAUGGAGAAGGAAAUCCUAUACUAUUCCUUACGGUAUAAAGCCGAAAAUGCGCGAAAGAAGAUAAAACCCUCCCAUAGUUUCGAUGUCAAAUACUGGACAGCGGCAGCAGAUGCCAGCAAUCUCUCAGCCCAAGUGCACGAGAUGGAAAUGCAUCUCGCAAUACAGAGAUGGAAGGAAGAGGAGAAUGGCGGUUGUGAUGCCGAGGAAUGGUGGACUACACCAGAAGCACAUCGCUUCGUCGACCAGCUAAAAGCCUUCAAUUACGAAAAGCACCAAUAUCUCAACCAGGUAGCGCAACUAGAGCAAGGCGGAGCACGCAGACAUGCAUCCCAGUCCAUGUUUACUACAAGCCAAAUCGGCCUUGGUGUUGAUACUCCGGGCGUUGGCAAACGUCCAAGAAGCGAACAAUCGAAGUUCAAAAGCAGCCUGAUCGACUUUUACAACGCUGCUACAAUGGAUACAAGAAAUCCAAAAGUCAUCCGAAGCGUGCACGACAGCGCUACCGGGCAAGAGACAUUGAUGUCAACAAUUAGAGCCGUUCAACUUGUCCCGCACUCGCUUGGACGAGAUGUGUUGAUAGCUCUUUUCGGGAGCGAUGUCAAAGGGGAGUUAGAUGCGCCGUACAAUGGACUACUACUCGAUGUGGACGUUAAGGAAGCCAUGGAUGAUGGGGUUAUAGUUGUUGUACCGAAUUUACCGGAUAAUCCGUCCACAGAAGAGGUGGCUCUUUGGGAGGGAACCGAACCCAAGAAUUACAGAUGGCGAAUUAUGGACCCCGAUGCGGAUAUCCUUAACCGACCCGUCGAAGUUGCCCCCGAGAAACCUACAGUAAUGAUCAUGAGAGACCUUGAUGGGAAACAACUCUCCUUCAAGAACGAGAUGCGCCCGCGAGCGCGAUAUCUAUAUUUCCUAUUCGUUGUAGCCCAACUCAGACAAGCUUGGAGACAGGAAUACCGAAAUGAUCCGAGCAAAGUCUUAGCAAAACAGCUCGGGAAAGGAUUUUGGGCCACCAAGGGCCGUUACUUGGAACGCUCGUUUCUUCUUGCACUAGCCGACGAAAUCGGCCACGACACCAAAAUCACGGAGAACAUUCCCAUGGCGCCCGGUGAUGAUAAUGAUCCAGAUCAUACUGGAGUAAUUGGGAUUGCGAAGCUACUACAAACUCCCGACGAGGACAGUCUCGAUUCAGACGAGGAUGAGUGAUCCAUGAACGUUGAGGUACCUAGGUCAGCAUAGGGAUUAUAGAACGGGGAGGCAUAGAGAGCGGGCAGGCAGGCGGUAGACAUAUCAUUACCUGGGUUUAUCAUCUUGUAUAACUAAGGCGUGUUCAAUGGUACAUGAAAGUGAAAUGGCUCAAUAACCACCUUCAGUUGUGAGGACGUGUUGUGAAAUAUACCUACAUGUUGGCCACAAACGCUCUGACUCAUUCAUCGGAUUCGAAAGGGC